Messenger RNA from Trichomonas vaginalis G3, 1167 nucleotides. Its product is annotated as transcriptional regulator TrmB middle phospholipase D-like domain-containing protein. The record is from RefSeq and is a predicted model, not a curated record. The transcript has a single exon. Bases 1 to 1167 code for a protein of 388 amino acids. Lineage: Eukaryota; Parabasalia; Trichomonadida; Trichomonadidae.
AUGAAUAUUAAAAUUACACGCUAUAUUUUUGCAGGUUCAAUAUUCCUCUUUGGUAUAGUGUUGUUAAUUCUUUCUGUAAUAUUUGAAAGGCCUAAAGUAGAGAAUGAUGAAGCACAAACCGUAGAAUAUCUUGAUGAUUUUCAAUUUAAUGCCAAACUUAACAAAUGCGUACAAGAUGCUCAGAAAUCAAUAUAUAUAAUAUGCAAAAAUCUAACUGCUUCACCUGAAUUAAAGAAAAAUCUUGAAGCUGCUAUAAAAAGAAACGUUAAAUUAAAUAUUAUUGCAGAAUACUGUUCACCAAUCGAUGGGUAUACACCGCCCAAACAAGAUUUCUCGAAAUCUUAUGAAAAUGGAAUUUCUUCAAGUUUAAUAAUUUUUGAUUCAGACAAAGCCCUUAUUCCAUCAAUGGAACUUUCUCACCAAAAUAGUCAAACAGCUUUAUACUUCGAAAAAGCCCCAUCUUUAAUCAAUGAUUUACGUAAUUUUUAUAAUCUUGGAGAAUAUUAUGGGUCGGGAAAGGACAAUGAUAGAGUUUGGCCGGAUAAACUAUUAGUACACUACAAUUACUAUCAACCGCAUAAAUUUAAUUUAGAUGGCGGAAUAGGAAAUUUAUCUUUUGCUCAAUCAGGCACUAAAAUACCACCUGUUCGAGAUAGUCACUAUCAACCAUUCAAAGAUGUUAUAAAUUCAAGUGAUGAACAAGAAAUUCUUGUAAGUACACAAAGAUUUAUUCAAAAUCAAUCUCAUACUCCUCAUUUUACACUUCAGAACCAGCUUAUUAAAUGUGCAGCUAGAAAUAAUAAUACAAAAAUUAAAAUAUUAGUUUCUAUCCAUGAUCUUGAUAUUAAUUUUAAUCAAACUCUUCGUUGGGUUUCAUCAGUCUGUUCAAUGAAAAAUAUUGCUGCAAGAAUUACUUCUGAAAAACACAUUCCAAGUUAUGUUGUUGUUGGUAAUCAUAGUUUCAUAUUUAGUUCUUAUCCUUUAUCGGAUAUCUUAUUUGAUAAUUCAUAUGGUUUUACUGUUAUAGGAAGAAACUUUUCUAAAAUUGCCGACGCGAUGAGAAAAGAAUUCUAUAAAGUCUACGAUAAAUCCGAGAACUUUACCUGUUGGCUUGAUAGAAUAUGGGAUGAUAUCAAAAUUAAUCAUUCUGAUACCUGUUUGUUUUAG